GGUUCGGGGGCGCCCGCUGACUGUGGCGCGGCCCAGGUGUUACGAAGCCCCGAAGGGCGGGGAGGCGAUCGCCCUCGACGUGUCCCCGCUGCGGCAGCUGGGGCUGCUGCCCUCCCAGGACGACAUGCGGGCGGGCUGCAGGGCGUCGCUCCGGAGGCGGCAGCUCUACAUCGGCGGGCUCAAGGAGCCAGGGGUGACGAAGAAGGAGCUGCAGGAGCUCCUGGACUACAUCUGCAUCAACCUGCCCGAGUACAGCCCCGCGGCCGGCAGCGCAGUGCUGGACGUGGCCACGUUCGACAACAAGUACGCCUUCGCGGAGCUGCAGAGCGAGCAGCUCGCGGGCGCUGCGCUGAGCGCGCUGACGAACGUGGUGAUACGGGGACACUCGCUCCACGUCAUGGUCAAGAAGUCGAUCUACCGCAACGCCCCGGGCUGA
Messenger RNA from Prorocentrum cordatum, 436 nucleotides. The record is from the annotation of a GenBank genome assembly. Lineage: Eukaryota; Dinophyceae; Prorocentrales; Prorocentraceae.